AUAAAACCCUAAAUUACGAUUCUCCGUCUUCCCCAACUCUGCUUUCUCCAACUCGCCGCCUCUGUAUACUAAGAGAGCCACCGUCCCUCAGGACUAGUGGUUAUGGAGCAUAAACUAGCUACUGCCGAGAAAAAAGUUCUAGUAGAAUUGGUAAAGCUAGUUCAGAAACGAGGUUUAGAAGGCGAAAAUGGAGGAUGGAAGGACUUUUUAAAUGUUUACGACAAGAAGUUCGGAUCGAGUUUGAGUGAUCCUGCAAGACGUUCCAAUGAUGUUUUGGUCGCUUUUCUUAUGUCAUUCAAAAAGAAAGAAGAUAUGCAGCUAAUAGCUAGAGUUAUGCAAUGUGGUGCUAAUCGUGAUCUAAUUGAGAAAUUCAAGGAAGAAUCUCCGGAUAAAGAGACUCCUGAGCAGAGGCUAGUUCGAUUGACUAUUGCACAUUUUCAGUACCCUACAACCUAUUCGUUCCCUUCCUUUGCCGAGGAUUGGUUUGUAACUGAGAAUGGAAAGAAGAAGUCAAAAGUGAUGAAAUCGACCAGAAUGCUUGCUAUUGAUUGUGAGAUGGUUACCUGUGAAGAUGGGAGUGAAGCUGUAGUUAGAGUUGGCGCUGUGGACCGCGACUUAAAGGUGGUUCUUGACAAAUUUGUGAAACCGGACAAACCAGUUAUUAACUAUAAGACGGAUAUUACUGGAGUUACGGCUGAUGAUCUUGAGAGAGCUACUUUAUCUGUUACAGAUAUUCAAAAAAAAUUGCGGAGGUUUCUUUCUGUGGGAACUAUUUUGGUAGGGCAUGGUUUGCAUAAUGAUCUUCAAGUGUUGAGGAUAGAUCAUGCGAGGGUAAUAGAUACUUCAUUUGUAUUUGAGUAUGCCGAUGCACCAAAGCAUCAUAGACCUUCUUUGAAUAAUUUAUGCAAGUCUGUUUUAGGUGAAGAACUUCGAAUGGCCGGUGCUGCUCACAAUUGUGUUCAUGACGCCGCAGCUGCCAUGAAACUUGUACUUGCUGUAGUAGAAAAAGGAGUAGACACUACAAUUCAACAAACUAAGGAAAUGUUGGAGGCUGAGAAGACAAGAAAUGAGGCAAGACAAGAAGCUGGUAAGACACAGCUUUUGUUUCAUAAGAUCCCUCACAAUGUUUCAUCUCAAGAGUUACAAGGAGUUCUCACCGGGAAUUUCACACUCAAUGUUAAGCCACCAAAAAAAGUAGGAGGUUAUUAUACUGCAGUCGUUGAUUUUAGUAGUCCAGAAGAAGCAAAUCAAGCAUUUGAAAAUGUUGAAGCAGACAUUGUUAAGGAUAAAGUGGGUUUGCCACAAAAAUUGGUUGCGGUUAAGCUGAGUUCAGGAUCAGAAGCUAGUAUAUUUGUUCGUAAAAAUGUUCUAGAUGAUUCUUUGAGUGAAAUAACUGCACCAAAGAGAGCUAGAACAGAAGAGAAUGAUGUGAGUUCUAAGAGACAGAAGAGAGACGAUGGAUCUGAGGAGAUCAAAGAAGCAAAUGUAAACCAAAGAGAAGCUGAUAAGAAAAAGCUCCUCCUUCAUAAAAUCCCUCUCAAUGUACCAUCUCAAGAGUUAGGAGGAGUUAUUACCGGAAAAUUCACACUUGAAAUUAUGCCACCAAGAAAAAAAGGAGGUUAUUACAAUGCUAUUGUUAAAUUUAAUAGUGCAGAAGAAGCAAACCAAGCAUUUGAUAACUUAAGAGGAGACGCAGUUAAGGAGAAAGGGGGUUUGGCACAAAAAAUGGUUGCGUUUAAGCUGAGUUCAGGAUCAGGAACUUGUUUAUACGUUCGUAAAAUGGUUCAAGAUGAAUCUGAGGAGGCCAAAGAGGAAAAUGUAAACCAUUGUGAGGAUCAUUUAAAGGAAAUUGAAGUACUGAAGGAAAAACUCAAAGCUAAGGACUUCGCAAACAGCUGUGAAGGUCACUCAAAGGAAAUUGAAGAACUUAAGCUGAAACUCAAAGCUAAGGAACAUGAGAUCAUGGCUCAGGAUAAGAUUAUAGCUAACCUCAAAGUCAAACUGGAGAAGAAACAGUCAAAGUGAUUCAACAAAGUUAGGGAGUUCCCUGCACCUGGUUUUGAUUUUGAGUAUUAAAUUUUGGCUAAUUUUUUAAGGUUAAGAGAUUUCUGAGACUAUUGUCUGCCAAGUUUUGUUUUAGAGCCAAGGAUCGAUUUUAAGAACUCAAAACACCUCACGUGACUUUGUAUUGUAUACGAUGACGCCAAUGAACACACACACACUCUCAACAAUAUUACGAUA
Capsella rubella is the source of this 2241-nucleotide messenger RNA. RefSeq names its product small RNA degrading nuclease 3. The transcript has 13 exons. Gene Ontology annotation, cellular component: nucleus. Bases 103 to 2025 code for a protein of 640 amino acids. Gene Ontology annotation, molecular function: exonuclease activity; nucleic acid binding. The record is from RefSeq and is a predicted model, not a curated record. Lineage: Eukaryota; Viridiplantae; Streptophyta; Magnoliopsida; Brassicales; Brassicaceae.